This is a messenger RNA of Onychomys torridus (southern grasshopper mouse), 501 nucleotides long. RefSeq names its product ribonuclease A family member k6 (gene Rnase6). Gene Ontology annotation, biological process: defense response to Gram-positive bacterium; innate immune response; antibacterial humoral response. The coding region runs from base 40 to 501 and encodes 153 amino acids. Gene Ontology annotation, molecular function: RNA nuclease activity; nucleic acid binding. The record is from RefSeq and is a predicted model, not a curated record. NCBI's taxonomy places the organism in Eukaryota, Metazoa, Chordata, Mammalia, Rodentia, Cricetidae. The transcript has a single exon.
UCUAUUAGCACAAUCUUCCUUCUUCUACACAGGAAAGAAAUGGCCAUAGACCUUCGGCGAUCCUUUCCUCUCCUACUGCUGCUGGGGCUGUGUGAGCCAGUGUGUCCACUUGGCACUCAGCCUAAGGGUCUCACCAAGGCUCGCUGGUUUGAAAUUCAGCACAUACAGAUAAGUCCUCAGCAAUGCAACACAGCCAUGCGUGGGGUCAACAAUUACACCCAGCACUGUAAACAGAAAAACACCUUUCUGCGUGAAUCCUUCGAGAAUGUGGCUGCUGCCUGUGGUUUGCCCAACAUCAUCUGCAAGAAUGGUCGAAAGAACUGCCACAUGAGUGUAAAGCCUGUCAGCAUGAUUGACUGCAUACACACUGGAGAAGCCUAUCCAUACUGCCGCUACAGUGGUGCAGUGCAGUACAAAUUCUUCGUUGUGGCCUGUGAGCGUCCCAAGAAGGAUGACCCCCCUUACCAGCUGGUUCCUGUGCACUUAGAUGAGAUUGUCUGA